Messenger RNA from Closterium sp. Naga37s-1, 441 nucleotides. NCBI's taxonomy places the organism in Eukaryota, Viridiplantae, Streptophyta, Zygnematophyceae, Desmidiales, Closteriaceae. The record is from the annotation of a GenBank genome assembly.
AUGGACGCAUAUGACCUGCCGCAGCUGCUGCUGUCCGUGCUCAUGCCCCCUUAUCCGUGCCCAGCAGAGGAGCGAGUGGGCGCAUGGGGGGAUGGCGGGAAGGAGCGAGUGGGCGCCUGGGGGGAUGGCGGAAAGGUGAGUGAAUGGCUGGGUUGGGUUCUUUGGGUAACUCCCUCCUGCUCCCUCCUCUUCUCCCCUCCUCUUCUCCCCUCCACUGCUCCCCUCCUCUGCCCCCCUCCUCUGCUGCUGUUCGUGCUCGUGCCCGGCAGAGGAGCGAGUGGGCGCGUCGGGGGGUGGAGGAAAGCAGAGGAGCGAGUGGGCGCGUGGGGGGGUGGCGGGAAGGUGAGGGGAGCCUGGGGAGGGGGCGAGGGGAAGAUGGGGGGGAGGGAUAGUGGGAAGGUGAGUAGGAGAAGGAUGCGGCUGGAAGAAAAGGCAUUAUAA